Molecule: messenger RNA, 832 nt
Organism: Rattus rattus (black rat)
Lineage: Eukaryota; Metazoa; Chordata; Mammalia; Rodentia; Muridae
Product: ubiquitin-conjugating enzyme E2 variant 1-like
Exons: 3
Coding region: 1-597 (198 amino acids)
Biological process (GO): DNA damage tolerance; protein K63-linked ubiquitination
Cellular component (GO): nucleus
Source: RefSeq, a predicted model, not a curated record
AUGUGGGUUUUCAGCAUCGUUGCACUGUGCAAGUCUUCGAUCACUGGUGAUCCAGACCUAGGAGAGAAACCAGAUAAGGAGUUAUUAGCCAUUGCCCACAGCUAUCACUCCCAGGCAGCAAGGGGGCCGGCCUUCGAGCGACAGGGACGCAAGGUGGCAGCCACCAGAGGCUCGGGAGUAAAAGUCCCUCGAAAUUUCCGACGGUUGGAAGAGCUGGAAGAAGGCCAGAAAGGAGUCGGCGACAGCACAGUUAGCUGGGGUCUGGAGGACGACGAGGACAUGACACUCACAAGAUGGACAGGCGUGAUAAUUGGGCCUCCACGAGCAAUUUAUGAAAACCGAAUAUACAGCCUUAAGAUAGAGUGUGGGCCUAAGUAUCCAGAAGCACCCCCGUCUGUGAGAUUUGUGACAAGAGUCAACAUGAGCGGCGUGAGCAGUUCCAAUGGCGUGGUGGAUCCACGAGCCACGGCAGUGCUGGCACAGUGGCAGCAUUCCCACAGCAUCGAAGUCAUCCUGCGGGAACUGGGGCGCUUGAUGAUGUCAAAAGAGAACAUGAAGCUGCCACAGCCACCAGAAGGACAGUGUUACAGCAAUUAGUCACCAAGGCCCUGGCCUCCCUUCCCCAUCCAACCCAAGUCUUCAUUUCCCACAGUAGUGAAUUUUCUAGAUCCAUCUGUAGACCUCAAAGUACUGGAGAGGAAGCCCCACUCAGACUUCAUCCUGAGACACUGCUCUGAUACUAACUUCUUGUCCAUUUGAAAUACCUAAGUUGUGCUGUGUAACAUCAUCUGUCGAGUGUAACUGCUGUCUGCCUGGUUGAACUUCUGGGAUC